CAGUUUGUGUGUGCAAACCAGUCAUUUCUUCUCAUUGGAAGUGGGGGAAAAGUAAAAAUAAGAAGACAAGAUACUACCAGAAGGAAUUCAAAUUCAGAAGCUUUCCUGCAGUCUUUCGUCCUUCCGGCCGUUUUUGCGUUUGAAAUUGCCAUUUGUGGCACCACCCUGCCUGGCGCGCGGCCAUGUGCCGUGCCGCCAGCCAUAUUCAUAUUCGAUCAUUCUGAGUUUCUGACACACACCAGCUCAUUCAUCUUCUUUCCUGGAAAGAAGAACGGAUGAACGGCAAGGGGAAAAACUGCACCAGCUCUGGACUUUUUCAAAAAUUGCACCAAGUUUGGACUUCUUCCUUGCACAAGCAAGAAGGUCCCCAGUCCAUUUUUGGGGCUCAUUUGUUGUUUUUUUCAAAAAUUUGAAAGUUCCCAGCCCAUUUGGUCAAGUUGUUCGUCUCAAUGAUAGAAGGGGAAAUUUCCUCCCGGCCGACGACGUCACGGCGGCUGGGCUACUGCGCCCUGAUAUGGAUAGAAAUUGAAUGGGCGAAGGAACGGAUGGGAUGCCCUGCCACGGUAUUCCCCUCCAUUGUGCGUGCCCCGGCCCAGCCCUUUUUGGUUUUUUCUACUUUCGCCCCUCCUCCAGCCUGGAUUCCCCCUCUGGAAGGAAACACGCACAGCAUCCAAUCCAAGGGUAAAAAAAAGAGCAAAUUCAAAUUCGGUUUUCGAAAUAAAAACAGUAAAAAAAAGCGCGUGGGGCAGUGAAAACGCAGGGCCGGGAGAUUCCUUGCGCUUCGCCCGGCGAGAUUCCCUUUGUUUGAUCCGUACGGUAAACGCGAUCGGAUCGGGCAAAUGGAAGCGAAUUCCUCGGUGUUUCCACCGCGGGCGGGGCGUUAAUUAUAAUUAGCCGCUUUACCGAGGGGCAGGGCGGCUUCCGAUUGACGCGUCCUCUGCUCCCACAUGGCACGCCAGUGACGCAUCCCGCCCAAUGGCCUGCCGCCACGUCAGCCAAUGACAAAUUCCUUGUGCUGGCCGCGUUUGACUUUUACCUUGGUGGUGAAUCAACCCGGACCAAACAUGAAACAACCACCCUUGAUUUUUUCUCAUUGUACGCCACCUGUAUGGGCGCCUUUGCUUCGGAAUAAAGAAAAAGAAAAAUGGAAAACCCGGGCGUCACAUGCGCGUCUCACAUGGGGCGCGGGGCGGGCCCGGCCCAUCAUGCACCGCACACACGCGGGCCCCACGCGGGCGCGCUCGCUCGCUGCCGUCACUUUGAAAAAGGAGUCUGGUUCGGUUCGCAGAAGAUAUAUAUAUCCCUCGGCCGGACGGACCCGUUUGUUUAUUUACAAAUAUGUUUGCUUGUUUGUUUUACAGCUCGGAGGAGAUCGCGCUCUGGUAGCAUUAGAGGUUAGAGAUAGAUAUAGAUAAGCCCGAUUAGCGCCUCUCUCGUCCGCUUGCGAGACGAAAGUCGAUCGGUAUCGUGAUAUUAUUUUUAAUUUUAGAGUAACGCAGGCGAAGACGGGAAGAGAGUCAGGGGUUGAGGAGAUUGGGAUUGAGAUUGCGAUGGCGAGCGGGCGGUUCAUGGAGGAGAUGAUGAGGGAGCACGAGCAGAGCCUGCUAGAGGCGACGUGCGGCGGCCUGUUCGACCACAUCGAGGACCUGCUCGACUUCCCCAAGGAGGACUCGGCGGAGGACGUGCUGCUCCUCGACGCGCCGGUGCCUGACAGCCCCCUCGCCGCGCGCGUCCUCGCCGGCGGCGCGCCCCCGCCGGCGCCGGCCUCGCUGGAGCAGCAGCAGCAGCAGGCGUCGCUCAUGGUGCCCCCGCCCCCGCCCGCCGGGGACCACUCCGCGGCCUUCCUCGGCGCCCUCGGAGACACCCACAUUGGCACGUGCGACGAGCUGGACAUGGACAUGGCGCAGCUCGAGUGGCUGUCGGGGCUGUUCGACGACACCUCCAUCCCGCACGAGCCGGCCUUCGCCUGCGCCGCGCCCAUCAUCAGGGCCUCCGCGCUGAGUGCCAACGCCGGCGUCGUGCUGCCCGACAAGAUGGAGGACGCGCUCUUCCGCAGCUCCAGCCCCACCUCCGUGCUCGAGGACGGCGCGAACAAUGUCAACGUGAACAUGAACAACAACAACAGCGGGGGCUCCUCGGCGUCGUCGACGUCGUCGUCGGCAUCGUCCUCCUCGGAGUCAUUCUCCGGGAGCGGCCGCCCGUGGUCUGUGCCGCUGUCGCCGCGCCCGGAGCCGCCGGUGCUCGUCAUCCCGGCGCGCGCGCGCAGCAAGCGGUCCCGCGCCUCAGCGUUCCCCGCUGCCAUCCGCGCCGCUGUGCCCGCGCCCGAGACCAUCCUCGUGCCGACGCCCAUGUUCUCCUCCACCUCCUCCUACUCGGAGGAGCCCGAGUGCAUUGCCGAGUCCAACUCGCAGCCCAAGAAGAAGAAGAAGGCCAAGAGGCCGACCCCUCCGGUCACCUCUGAUGCUGAGGGCGACGCCGACUACGAGGAAGGCAGCGGCCUCGCGCCCGGCGAGGUGCGGAGGUGUAUGCAUUGCCAGAUCGACAAGACGCCGCAGUGGCGCGCUGGGCCGCUGGGGCCCAAGACGCUCUGCAACGCAUGCGGCGUCCGCUACAAGUCCGGCCGCCUCUUCCCGGAGUACCGCCCGGCGGCCAGCCCCACCUUCGUGCCAGCCAUCCACUCCAACUCCCACAAGAAGGUGGUGGAGAUGCGCCAGAAGGUUGAGCCCAAGGGCGACGACCUGCUGCAGUUCAUCCGCCGCCGGGAUUGAUCGAGCUCCCCGUGCCGGCAUCGGUCGCCGGACGGUUGGUCUCGUCUCAUCCCCCUUAGCUAUUAUAUAUGUAUACAUGCUAGUAUGUAUGCAUUGCAUGCUUGCUUCCAUCCAUGUAGUCAGUCAGUCAUCGUCGUCCGUCGUCAUGCAUCCACCCACCAUCAUCGCCAUGCAUCGGUUUCAGUCAGCAUCCACCCAUCAAUCGCCGGGCAUCCUGGCCGGCGUUAGUUCAAUAGGGCUUUUCUUUUGGGUUUACUCCACCUCUUUUUCUUCGUCUAUUACUUAAUUGGUUCCCCCUAAGAAGAUUUUUUGUUUGUAUAGAGGAGGGUGAGUGAGGAGGGCAGGAGAAAUAGAUGGAUGGAUCAAUCACAGAGUCAGUGGUUGUUGCAUUGCAGUUGCUUGCAAAUUAGGUACUAGGUGAGAAGGAGAGCUAAACCAGCAGCAGCAGCAGCAGCAGAGGCAGAGGCAGCUAGACAGUCAAUUAGGAAAGUUGGUGUGUGCUCUGAAGCAAGAGUGAAGUCAAGGAGAUUUGUUGGUUUGCUAAGUUAGAGAGAAACUUUGUGUCAAGUAGUAGCCAUCAGGAGGUUGAAGUAGGGGGAUCACCAAUCAAUCAUAGUCAGCAGUUUAUAUUGGAGCUUGGUGUACUCAACUCUGAAUAUUCUUUUUGCAGUUCAUCUAUGUUUAGGGAUUUAUAAGUGGUGUCUGUCUUUCUUGUGUUUUAUACUAGUAGUGUUACCCUUUUUUUUAUUACUAGUAGCCAUUAAUUAAGAUUCCUUUUUUUAGUCAUCAUGCCUUGUUGCCUCUAUGCAAGUUGUGAUCAUCCAAGCAAAGGAAUUAUAAUCCUUGAGCUCUUCUUCUUCCCCCG
Triticum dicoccoides is the source of this 3633-nucleotide messenger RNA. RefSeq names its product GATA transcription factor 11-like. NCBI's taxonomy places the organism in Eukaryota, Viridiplantae, Streptophyta, Magnoliopsida, Poales, Poaceae. The coding region runs from base 1551 to 2768 and encodes 405 amino acids. Gene Ontology annotation, molecular function: sequence-specific DNA binding; zinc ion binding. Gene Ontology annotation, biological process: cell differentiation; regulation of DNA-templated transcription. Gene Ontology annotation, cellular component: nucleus. The record is from RefSeq and is a predicted model, not a curated record. The transcript has 3 exons.